Molecule: messenger RNA, 1419 nt
Organism: Medicago truncatula (barrel medic)
Lineage: Eukaryota; Viridiplantae; Streptophyta; Magnoliopsida; Fabales; Fabaceae
Product: 2-oxoglutarate-Fe(II) type oxidoreductase hxnY
Exons: 11
Coding region: 143-1084 (313 amino acids)
Source: RefSeq, a predicted model, not a curated record
UGAUAUCAGAAAAUCGAAAACAAAUCUAGCUGUGAAGCAGAAGUACUAGUACUAUAUAAGCCAUUUUGAUAUCAAAGGUCCAUAGUUAGAAAUUGUUAUCAAGUGAAGCUAAAUUGGAAGUGAGUGGUAUCAAACUAGGAAGAUGGCAGGAACGGCAACAGUGAAUCUUCCAAUCAUAAACCUCUCCUCACCUGAUCGUCUUUCCUCAGCCAAUUCCAUCCGUCAGGCAUGUGUUGAGUAUGGUUUCUUUUACCUUGUGAACCACGGUGUGGACAAAGAUUUUAUGAAGCAAGCGUUCGAGCAGAGUGCAAAGUUUUUUUCACUUCCAAUUGAAGACAAAAUUAAAUUGAACCGCAAGGAGUACAGAGGUUAUACUCCUCUCUAUGCUGAGAAACUUGACCCUUCACUCUCCAAAGGUGAUCCAAAAGAGAGCUAUUACAUUGGCUCUUUGGAAGAUACCACUAGUGUUCGUUUGAAUCAAUGGCCUUCUGAUAAAUUACUACCAAAUUGGAAACCCACAAUGGAAUCCUUAUUUUGGAAAACACUGUCAGCUGGCAAAGAGUUGUUGUCUCUAAUUGCCUUGUCUUUGAAUCUUGAUGAAGAUUACUUUCAGAAGAUCAGUGCCUCAAACAAACCGGAUGCUUUUCUUCGCCUUUUGCGCUAUCCAGGUGAAUUGGGAUGUUGUGGUGCCUCUGCUCAUUCAGAUUAUGGCAUGAUCACUCUCCUAAUCACCAAUGGUGUUCCAGGACUACAGAUAUGCAAAGAGAAGUUGAAGCAACCUCAGGUGUGGGAGGAUGUGUCUCAUGUAGAAGGGGCCAUAAUUGUGAACAUUGGGGACAUAAUGGAGAGAUGGACAAAUUGUGUAUACCAGUCAACCCUUCACAGGGUGAUGCCAACCGGAAAAGAACGCUAUUCUGUGGCAUUCUACAUGGAUCCACCUUCAGACUGUAUAGUGAAAUGCUUUGAAAGUUGCUGCAGUGAAUCAUCUCCUCCCAGAUUCCCUCCAAUACGUAGUGCAGACUACUUCAAUGAGCGAUUCAAGCUCAUAUAUGGGUCUGAAAAGGAUCUUAAAUGGUCCCUUUAGUCUAUGAUCACCGAAGGAAUGCACUUUCUUUCUGAAAUCUAUAUCCGAGGGAAAAUGGGUGAUCCCUGACGAUUUUGGGGAAGAGGAAGAAGGUUCUGAAGAGGCAGAUGUCGAAGAGGAUGCAUGCUUAUCUUGCUUUUAGUCUCUUGUAUUUUGGGGAAAUAAUGUUAGAAUAUUUUCAGCCCUUUCGGUUCGCUUUUAAAUAUACAGUAAUCUUUCUCGAAUAUCUUUGUGUUUAACAUCCUUUGCGUGAAUAUUUUCUUUUCGUUGUUUUGUUUAAUGUUUUGUCAAGAGUAGUGAUUCCAUACAAUGAUGAUGUUUUAGCAUUACCUUCA